AUGAAGCUCCUUUCGCAAUUCGUGCUGACCUUGCUUGCGACACUGAGCGUGAUACAGGCAGCGUCUGUCGCGCCUCGAAACAACGACUAUUUUCUGUCGGAAUUCCUCGAUGCGCUCAACAAGAACAAUUUGACCACUUUGGCUAAUAGUUACGAGAAGAUCGCUCAAACUGAUGCCGGCGGAGAAGUCAUCGAUGCACUCAAGAAUAAUGGAAAGGUUACUCUUUUAGCACCCGAAAACGAGUCGUUCAAAUCCUCCACAGAUGAACUUGGAGCAAAUGUUCUCCUGUACAACACGAUAUGGGGAAGCAUCUACGAGCAUUUUAAACUUCCAAGAAUUAUCCCGCAGAGGCUCCACCCACGCGAUAUUGCUCAGACCGCAUAUCCCCGCCCUGCAGGUUCUCGCAAGAGAACAUAUAAUCUCCAAGAUUACCAAGUUCAAGUCAUCGAUCAGUUCUCCAACAACGACUCGGACAGUUGGAAGCGGUGGUCUAAUGAUCCCUUGAUCCUCAUUGACCGCGCAGUCGGGAGUGCAAAGGUCGUCGGGAGCUUCACCUUUAAGAACAUUAUUGUUCUCAUCAUCGAUAGUGUGCUAUCAUUACCGGGGAAAGUUUCUGACCUCCUUUGCAAGCCUCUUAUCAAAAACGCUCCCGAGGGAUUCGUUAAAUUCGGUUCGGCGCUCCAGAAAGCUGGCUUGUUGAACUCGCUGGAUAAUCGUGGCGCUCGACUCACGCUAUUUGCUCCGAUUGAUGACGAAUUUGCGACAUUGACAAGUUCUCCAAAGAAAGCUCAAAUCUUUCCUGAAGAAUCAUUUUUUCUUUGGCAAGGUGGUGUUCUCGCCCUCUUCCCAUCGGUUCGUAAGGCUACCGCCGAGUCGGGUAAGCAGCUGGAGUUCUUGUUUGAGAAUGACAUCAACUAUGUUCGCUGCGGUAACACAAAGGCGGCCGUGCUACGAAGCGAUGUGAUUUCCGAGAACGGAGUUCUUCAUGUCAUCGAUAGGCCUUUGAAGUGCGAUUAG
Molecule: messenger RNA, 1017 nt
Organism: Rhizoctonia solani
Lineage: Eukaryota; Fungi; Basidiomycota; Agaricomycetes; Cantharellales; Ceratobasidiaceae
Product: Fasciclin domain-containing protein
Exons: 4
Coding region: 1-1017 (338 amino acids)
Source: RefSeq, a predicted model, not a curated record